Telopea speciosissima is the source of this 2145-nucleotide messenger RNA. RefSeq names its product anthranilate synthase alpha subunit 1, chloroplastic-like. Gene Ontology annotation, molecular function: anthranilate synthase activity. The transcript is spliced from 11 exons. Gene Ontology annotation, biological process: L-tryptophan biosynthetic process. The record is from RefSeq and is a predicted model, not a curated record. Lineage: Eukaryota; Viridiplantae; Streptophyta; Magnoliopsida; Proteales; Proteaceae. Bases 120 to 1892 code for a protein of 590 amino acids.
AAACUUUCUGGCAACAGCAACAAUAUCAGAUUUUGGGCAUCAACUGUGACCGCAACAGCAGCCACAACAUUUGGACCUUGUGACCAGAAGCUUGUUUGUUUUUAAAAAAUGCUUUGAGAAUGGAAACUCUGGCUCUUUCACCCUGUUUUGUUCCAUCAGUUACUCGUUUAUCUCCAGCUGUUCCUGUUAGUGCUCGUUCCUUUUGCGGCAGAAGCUCAAGAGGCAUUCUUACCUUGUCUGGCUCCCGCUCUUGUCUUCGUACGCUGAGAUGCUCAGCAGUUUCUGCUCCAUCGUUAGUCGAUGCUGAUGCGGUGAAGUUUAUAGAAGCUUCCAAGGAUGGAAACUUAGUUCCUCUUUACCGUUGCAUAUUCUCUGACCACUUGACUCCUGUGCUUGCUUAUCGCUGUUUGGUUAAAGAAGAUGAUCGUGAAGCUCCGAGCUUCUUGUUUGAGUCAGUUGAGCAGGGUUUUGGAUCGUCGAAUGUUGGACGUUAUAGUGUGGUUGGAGCUCAGCCAACAAUGGAAAUUGUGGCAAAGGAGAAUCUCGUUACAAUUAUGGACCAUGAGAAAGGGUGUAGGACUGAGGAGUUUGUAGAGGAUCCAAUGGUAAUUCCUCGGAGAAUCAUGGAGAGUUGGAAACCGCAGCUGAUUGAAGAGCUUCCAGACGCAUUUUCUGGUGGAUGGGUGAGUUUUUUCUCAUAUGAUACUGUGCGGUAUGUGGAGAAGAAAAAGCUUCCAUUCUCAAGUGCGCCUGAAGAUGAUAGAAACCUUGCAGAUGUUCAUCUGGGCCUCUAUGAUGAUGUUAUAGUGUUUGAUCAUGUGGAGAAGAAAGCAUAUGUGAUCCAUUGGGUGCGGUUGGAUCGGUACUCUUCAGUUGAUGAGGCUUACACUGAUGGAAUGAAUCGCUUGGAACUUUUAGUCUCUAGAGUACAAAAUAAUGACCCACCAAGGCUGUCAGCAGGUUCUAUGAAUUCAUACACUCGCCUUUUUGGUUCUUCGUUGAAAAUGUCAAGCAUGACAAGAGAGGCAUACAAGAAAGCUGUAUUGAAAGCUAAAGAACAUAUCCUUGCUGGGGAUAUUUUCCAAGUAGUAUUAAGUCAACGUUUUGAGCGCCGAACAUUUGCUGAUCCAUUUGAAGUAUACAGAGCACUGAGAGUUGUGAAUCCAAGUCCAUACAUGGCUUAUCUACAGGCCAGAGGAUGUAUUCUGGUUGCUUCGAGCCCAGAAAUUCUCACUCGUGUGAAGAAGGGGAAGAUUAUUAACCGACCGCUUGCUGGGACUAUUAGAAGAGGGAAGACAGACAAGGAGGAUGAGAUGUUGGAAAAGGAGUUGCUUAAUGAUGAAAAGCAAUGUGCAGAGCACAUUAUGCUAGUUGAUUUGGGAAGGAAUGAUGUUGGAAAGGUCUCCAAAGCUGGUUCUGUUAAGGUGGAGAAGCUUAUGAAUGUUGAGCGGUACUCGCAUGUAAUGCACAUUAGCUCUACAGUUACAGGUGAAUUACUUGAUGGUCUCACUUCCUGGGAUGCACUGCGUGCAGCAUUACCUGUUGGAACAGUGAGUGGAGCACCAAAGGUGAAGGCCAUGGAACUGAUAGAUCAGCUGGAAACCACUAGGCGCGGGCCUUAUAGUGGUGGUUUCGGAGGCAUUUCCUUUGCUGGAGAUAUGGACAUCGCUCUUGCUCUCAGGACCAUCAUUUUUCCUACUGCAACCCGUUAUGACACAAUGUACUCAUACAAGGAUGCGAACAAACGCCGGGAAUGGGUGGCCCACCUUCAAUCUGGUGCCGGGAUUGUGGCUGACAGUGUACCCGACGAUGAGCAGAGAGAGUGCGAGAACAAAGCAGCUGGACUUUCCUGUGCCAUUGAUCUUGCAGAGUCAACCUUUGUUGAUAAAUAGAAAUUGGGGUUUAGAUUGGGUGGUGAGGGGGGCCCUGCUUUUUCUGUGGGUUACCAUGGGAUAGGAAGUCAAAUAUAGAGACUAGAGAUAACUAUGCUCUGUUCUUUAUAUAAUGCGAAAUCUUUUUAGGUUCAGAUGUGUGAACUGUACUGACUACUGAGUCGUGGGUGCAUUGCAUUUUGAGAGAGAAUUCUAUGGUGUAUCUUUUUACAUAUUUUCCCGAGGAGUUGGUAAAAAAAUAGUGAUUCACAUU